ACCAAGGCUUCUUCGCCGCACGACGUCCGCAACGACGACGACCCUUGCUCAUCUACGCCCCGCUGGGGAGAGACAUGCGGGGUGACCGAAGAUGGACGGCGAACAACAGCAUGAUUGCCGGUGCAGGUGGUGGUUUGGUUGCUAGCGUUGCGACUUGUCCACUUGACGUGAUUAAGACGAAGCUCCAGGCGCAAAGAGUUCGACAUGGCGAUAGGGCGUAUAAAGGUGUCUUCGGUACGGCCAAGCAUAUCUUAUACACAGACGGUGUGCGCGGUCUAUACCGUGGACUUGGGCCGACGAUCCUUGGGUAUCUCCCAACUUGGGCGAUCUACUUUGCUGUUUACGAUGGCGUGAAGACGUAUUUCGGCGAGUUGCCGCUUGGUGCGACAGUACGACAAAGUGAGGCUCCGCGUAGAGAGGGAGGUAGGACGAAACCACAGAUAUAUCCCGCAGCGCAGGCAAAGGGCUAUCAGCCACUCGUUCGCGAGCAUCCGUGGGGUUUGCAUUUGUUAUCUGCGAUGAGCGCGGGGGCGUGUAGUACGAUUGUGACGAAUCCGUUAUGGGUUAUCAAGACUCGCUUCAUGACUCAACCUCCAUCGGAAGGGAGAUACCGACAUACUCUAGAUGCAUUCCUUACGAUUUACCGGACUGAAGGUGUAGCUGCGUUCUACAGAGGUCUUUUCCCUAGCUUGCUUGGUAUUACACAUGUCGCUGUGCAGUUCCCGCUAUACGAGAAACUUAAGGAAUGGGCGCAAGGAAGGUCCGAUACUCCCUUAACAAGCACUCAAAUCCUAGGAUGUUCCGGUACAGCCAAGAUGUGCGCUUCACUCGCAACCUACCCACACGAAGUCGUACGUACGCGCUUGCAAACUCAACGUCGGCUACUCGCGGAGCAGCUUCCGAAGACACAGCCUCCGGGGCCGGACGUCGGUAGUGCGGAGGAUGUGCGGAGGAUACAGCAGUCGCAGAGAGGUGGGGUGGUGCAUACGACGAAGAAGAUUAUUAGGAAGGAAGGGUGGAGAGGAUUGUAUAAGGGGUUAUCGGUGAAUUUGAUUAGGACCGUGCCUAAUAGUGCUGUUACGCUGUUGACGUAUGAGAUGUUGAUGAGACAGCUCUCCAGACGGACUCAGUCAUAACCCCGCUAAGCUCCGCGUCAGACUUCUAUACCAGUUCGUUCUCCGGAGCCCCUGCUGUUCACCGCAAUCUUCUGUAUGUCAUCGCUCAUCGUUCACCGCCCACGGUUUCAGCUGCAAGUACAUAGCCUGUUUUGAUUGACUGAGCUCUCGCGCAUACAUUUUUUUCUCCCGCUCUUCUUUUCUUUUCCUUCCUCCUUUGGUUAUCUUGUUCUGUGUCUUUGAUUUUAUAUCAACUCAUUUUAACCUCUCAACAAGUUUGAUGAUGACUUUAGAAUCUUGAAUCC
Messenger RNA from Fomitiporia mediterranea MF3/22, 1420 nucleotides. RefSeq names its product mitochondrial carrier. Gene Ontology annotation, biological process: NAD transmembrane transport. NCBI's taxonomy places the organism in Eukaryota, Fungi, Basidiomycota, Agaricomycetes, Hymenochaetales, Hymenochaetaceae. Gene Ontology annotation, molecular function: NAD transmembrane transporter activity. The record is from RefSeq and is a predicted model, not a curated record. The transcript has 6 exons. The coding region runs from base 75 to 1136 and encodes 353 amino acids.